Molecule: messenger RNA, 555 nt
Organism: Mesorhabditis belari
Lineage: Eukaryota; Metazoa; Nematoda; Chromadorea; Rhabditida; Rhabditidae
Source: the annotation of a GenBank genome assembly
AUGGGCAGAGAAGAAAGUGGAGAGGUACUUUCCCGUGAACCACUCAUCUUCCGCCCAUCACUUCUCUUGUCAUUGCCCAAUGCGUACGAUGGUCUCUUCAGUCAUUUCUUCAAUCGCAGUUGUUUGGGGUGUGGAACGGUUCCAUCGAGGGCAUUCAUUUGCUUGCUGUGUUCGCAACUCGUUUGCGUCGGUGAUUGCUGCAAGAUAACACAAUCGGAUAUGGAUCAAGAGGAUCAUAUAUCGAAUGAAGUUGAUAGGCACGUUCAACAAUAUGAGCACGGUGUGGCGCCAUUUUUGGUCCUCAACUCCUCACUGAUCGUCAUCGUGAAGAAAGGGAGGGGUUUGAUUUGGGGAACUGUUUAUUUGGAUGUGCAUGGCGAAGAGGAUCGAAUGCUGAAACGGGGGAAACCGCUGUAUCUGAGUGAACAAAGAUGGGAAGCCCUUCAAAGAGACUGGGUGGAGAAGGAUUUCACGCGUGCCUCGAGCCCGUGGAUUGACAUUGAACGGUUUUACCAAUAUCUACGGGAUCCCAGCAUCUACGAGUAUCGAUACAUC